AUGAAUUCACAAGACAAAGAUGCCCAACAAGACGAUAUAUAUGUUUGGCCCGCCUUUCGUGCGUUGGUCGAACGCCCCGAAUACAACUCGGAAGAUAUCCUAUCCCUUGAUCUCCUUUGUGCAGCAUCAGACGGCUUCGCAGAGAUUGCUCGUCGGCUUCUCGAAACUGGAGCCAAAACUGCUUUCACGGAUGAAGACGGAAACCGGGCACUGCAUUUGUCCGCAAAGAACCAACACAUAGGCAUCAUGAAACUAUUGUUGGAAGAAAGAUAUAAGCAGUCCGGUAAUUUCGAUAUUGACGCGAGGAAUAACUCGGGAGAAACCUCCUUGCACCUCGCAACCGAGGCUGGUCACAGUCUUUCCGUUCAGCUGCUGCUUGAGCAUGAUGCCGACGUGGACGCCAUUACCUCCAAUGGAGAGAGAGCCUUUCAUAUUGCUGCAUCGUUGGGCAAUGUGGAAGUCAUGAGAACGCUCCUUGCGGCGCGGGCAAAGGAUUACCGCCUUUGUCACGUAAACAGAGAUGGCCAUAAUGUCCUAACCCUGGCCGUGCAGAAAGGCCACACUGACAUUAUCAAGAUGCUUCUUGAGACAGGCAUCUACCCAAAGAAAAUUCAGAGCACCCAAGAAAACAUGUUGGUUAUGGCGGCAAAACAUUUGCAAAAUGGCAAAGACAUGACUCUUUUGUUUCUGGCCGGCGGCUGGAACGUCAAUGUGAGAGUCGACGCUCAUAUUGCAUGUACGGCGCUGCAUGCAGCCGCGUUGGCGGGCAAUGCGCCCGUCGUGGAACUUCUACUUGACGUUGGAGCAGAACAUUGUGUUCGAAAUACCCAGGGAAAGCAGCCGUUGCAUCUUGCGGUCGAAAGGGGGGAUGUGGACGUCGUCAAGAUGCUCUUGUCCAAAGGCGCAGAUAUAGAUGCAAGGGAUAACCAAAAUGUAUCGCCUCUCUUGCUCAUGGUCAAUCGCAAGGACACAAAGAUGCUGGAAAUGGUGUUGGAAAGCCACCCAGGCGUGGACAUUGGGAGCAAGCAGCUUCCGACAGAGAAGACGGUUCUACAGGAAUGUUGUUUCAACCCCGAAGCUACGAAGCUACUCCUCGAGCGAAGCGCAAAUGCCAUGACUCGCAGCAAUAGUAAUGUUGUACAUGCCGUCUUCCGGGCGGCAACGGGAGAUGGCGCCGAAACCAUCCGACUCUAUCUAGACGCCGGUUUCCAACCGGACUGCACGGGUGAUGAUGGCGGCAGCAUCCUCAAUGUUGCCGCAUUCUAUGGGCGGCUUGCUACAGUUCAACUCCUUGUCGAACGCGGUGCGGAUGUCAACGCCGCGGACAAGAAGGGCACGGCACCCAUUCAUCGCGCUGCCAUGAGAGAUACCCCGGAGAUAGUCGAAUACCUUCUGCAUCAAGGGGCAGAUCUCGAGGAGAUGUCUGAUGAGUACGGAACUCCCCUCAUGGCGGCGGUAUGGGAAGACAAGACGGAGACUGUCAAGUUCCUUCUGGGACGAGAGGCCAAUGUGAAUGCCACAAGUCCCGAGUCGUGCCCUUACUAUACGGCACUCCAAGCGGCGGUGAAACGGAGUUCGCCGACCUUGGUUGGGAUUCUGUUGGAGUAUGGUGCCGACGUCAACCUCGCCCGCGGACUAUCCAGCACCGCGCUGUGCGCCGCGAUCCGUGAGGGCAGCAUUGACAUUAUUAAACUCCUCGUCGAAGCCAAGGCGGAUGUCGGGUCUCAGCGCGGGAUGCCGGAGCGACUGGCGAUUCAAAAGAACCGUAGAGACAUUUUAGUACUCGUUGAACACGGUGCCGUCCCCGGCCGUCCUGGACGACGUCUUCUCGGAUAUCCCUGGAUGUGGAGCCGGCUCAGUCUAAAGCGGUUGCUUCACAAGUAUCCGGAUAUGAAUCAUAAUGCCCGAGACUCGGCUGGCCGGACGCUGCUGAUGGUCGCCGUCAGGCAUGGCAUGUGCCCGGACAUUCUACCAGAGCAUCCCACUCUCGUCAACCUACAGGACCAUCGGGGCCAGACGGCCCUCAUAUACGCUAUUCGUCGUGGCCACCAUAAAACUGUUCAGAGACUGCUGGAGGCCGGUGGUGAUCCUCUUUCCGGAGACGUGCGCGGUCGUGAUGCGUUAUACUGGGCAGCUCUCCGAGGCGAUGCCGACAUGUUUGGCACUGUUUUCCGUCAAGUAGACAAGUUGGCACAAACUGAAUCACCCUUUGUCCUUGCCAUCAAUGCCGCCGCCGCCGCUGGGCAGGCAGAUUUUGUCAAGGAGCUGCUGGCCAAGAUCAUGACCGACUUUGCUUCCACGUUGGCGCUGGCGGACAGCAAUGGAUGGACCGCGCUGUACACCGCUGAACAAUAUGACAAUCCUGAAAUCGCCGACAUGAUUCGCCAUGCAACGCUGGGUGUGCCCGGGGGAAGUCAAGGCGUACCGCCUCUCUUACAGGCUCCAACAGAAUGGCACCCCCAGGACAAGUCUUUCUCACUCCUGCGUCAGCCCGAUGCCAGAUCGAUCUCGGUGAGCAGCAUCGCACGAGCGAACCACCCCAUGGUGCCGACGAGGGACGACGUAUACUAUUUCGAGGUGACUAUUGUCAACGAAGGCUGCAAUUCCAGCCCCUGUAAGCGCUUUGCCGUGGGAUUCUGUCGUGAAGACACCCCGUUGGGCUCCGGCGCAGACUGGCGGGGAGCUUGGUGGUAUCAUGGCGGCAACGGCCAUUUUGGCAACCAAGAGGACUACGUGAAUCCCAACUGCGCUCCGAAGUACGGCGAGGGCGAUGUUAUCGGAUGCGGAGUAAACUUCAAGCACAGAACGGCCUUUUACACCAAAAACGGCGAAAUCAUUGAGUACAUGACAUCAGGCCUAGCAUUCCAAAAUGUACAAGGCCGACUGUACCCAGCUGUGAUGGUCCACGCAGAUAUGGCUGGCUUUGAAUUCAAGGCCCAGUUCUCGGAGGAAGGCGGCGACGAAACUGCUGGGUUCAGGUUCAAGGGGUCUUACACGGACGAGAAAACUUUCUUUAAAUGUCAGCAAGACCCGGACUUCAAGGACAGUGAUGGGCUUAGAGAUGAAUGUGGUAUAUCGGCAGCCAUUUGA
Molecule: messenger RNA, 3090 nt
Organism: Metarhizium robertsii ARSEF 23
Lineage: Eukaryota; Fungi; Ascomycota; Sordariomycetes; Hypocreales; Clavicipitaceae
Product: Ankyrin repeat-containing domain protein
Exons: 4
Coding region: 1-3090 (1029 amino acids)
Molecular function (GO): protein binding
Source: RefSeq, a predicted model, not a curated record